Balaenoptera musculus (blue whale) is the source of this 1991-nucleotide messenger RNA. It is a transcript of the gene GABRR2, whose product is annotated as gamma-aminobutyric acid type A receptor subunit rho2. The coding region runs from base 224 to 1549 and encodes 441 amino acids. The record is from RefSeq and is a predicted model, not a curated record. Gene Ontology annotation, biological process: chemical synaptic transmission; nervous system process; signal transduction. Gene Ontology annotation, cellular component: GABA-A receptor complex; membrane; synapse. NCBI's taxonomy places the organism in Eukaryota, Metazoa, Chordata, Mammalia, Artiodactyla, Balaenopteridae. The transcript is spliced from 8 exons. Gene Ontology annotation, molecular function: neurotransmitter receptor activity; extracellular ligand-gated monoatomic ion channel activity; GABA-A receptor activity.
ACCCGCCGCACUUGGAGGAGCGCGGGAGGCGGACGUGUUCCCCUUCAAAUUCUGCAGGUCUCUGCGCGCCAGCGCCCGCCGGGAGCACGGCUUCUCCGCUCACUCCUUGGCAGCGCCCAGCAGGCUCAGGCGGGCACCGGAGCGUCUUUGAAGAAGCCUCGUUUCAGCUGAGGCCUGACAGCUGUAGGGAGGGCCAAGCAAGAGCGCGUACGAGGACUUCACCAUGACCCUCUACCUGCGGCAUUACUGGAAGGACGAGCGGCUGGUCUUCCCCAGCACCAGCAACAAGAGCAUGACCUUCGACGGCCGGCUGGUGAAGAAGAUCUGGGUCCCCGACGUCUUCUUUGUUCACUCCAAAAGGUCAUUCAUCCACGACACCACCACGGACAACAUCAUGCUGAGGGUGUUCCCGGAUGGGCAGGUGCUGUACAGCCUGAGGAUUACAGUCACUGCCAUGUGCAACAUGGAUUUCAGCCACUUUCCCCUGGACUCCCAGACCUGUUCUUUGGAGCUGGAAAGCUAUGCAUAUACAGAUGAAGAUCUGAUGCUGUACUGGAAGAAUGGGGACGAAUCCCUGAAAACAGAUGAGAAGAUCUCCCUGUCUCAGUUUCUGAUUCAGAAAUUCCACACCACUUCCAGACUGGCCUUCUACAGCAGCACGGGCUGGUACAACCGUCUCUACAUUAACUUCACGUUGCGUCGCCACAUCUUCUUCUUCUUGCUGCAGACCUACUUUCCCGCCACCCUGAUGGUCAUGCUGUCCUGGGUGUCCUUCUGGAUCGACCACAGAGCUGUGCCCGCCAGAGUUUCCCUGGGGAUCACCACGGUGCUGACCAUGUCCACCAUCAUCACGGGUGUGAACGCCUCCAUGCCCCGCGUGUCCUACAUCAAGGCCGUGGACAUCUACCUCUGGGUCAGCUUCGUGUUCGUGUUCCUCUCGGUGCUGGAGUACGCGGCCGUCAACUACCUGACCACCGUGCUGGAGCGGAAGCCGCAGGAGAAGUUCCCAUGCAUGUGUGGAAUGCUCCACUCAAGGACCAUGAUGCUGGGUGGAAGCUGCAGUGAGUCUGAGGCCAACAGCCUGGCCGGGUACCCGAGAAGCCAUAUUCUGACAGAAGAAGAAAGGCAAGAGAAAAUAGUGGCCCACCUGGCCCUGAGCAGUGAAUCCAACUCCUCCAGGAAGAAGGGGCUUCUGAAGGGCCAGUGUUUGCCUAGGGGCUCUGAGGCUACGCCUGGGGAAGGGCACGGACAUCUCUGGUGUCUGGCCGGCCGCCCACACGUGGACCUGCUGAGCGUGUCCCCUCACAGAGCAGCAGCUCUUGGACCACCUCGAGCAGCAUCCUGGCUCCCGGAGGAGCCCAGGAGCCCUCCAGCUGCCCUCCCCCAGGCCUCAUGGGCUUGCUCAUCGUUCAUGCUGUGUUGUGUCCCACUUCUUGCUGCUCUGGGACUGUCUUCUUCUGUUCUUGUGUGUGAACAGGUUCAUGAGAGCCUCCCUCCAAUAAAAAAAGACUCAAAUGCCUCCCAGAUGAAUGUUCUGAGACCCUUAUGAAGCCUAGGAUUCAGUUGUAAAAGGAAGGGAAAAAUGAAGGGCAAGUUUAGGGGCAUUCUGGAUAGGAGACAGGAAAUUAAGAUUCAAAAUAGGAAUAAAAAAAUCUGUAAACCCUACACUGGAUUAAGUGCCUAUCUAGGAAAGAAAAAAAACUCAGAUCCCAGACAGGAAAUGAUUUGACCUGGGUGAGUCUGGCAACUCGCAUGAUUUUGCAAUAUUAAGGGACAUCAUUCAUUCAUACAUCCAUUCAACCAUUCAUUAAAUAUUGAAUACCUGCCCUGUGCCAGCGCUUAUUUUUCUCAGCAAUGUGUGACAACAUGCAUUGAGUAUUGCCAACCAGGGAAACCACCCAAACCCAUCAAAGUGUAGAGUUUUUAUUGGGGGCUGGCCAUCUGGAUACAGCUGACUGCCUAUAUGGUUGACCUUAGUCUCCAGUUCCUUC